This is a messenger RNA of Nothobranchius furzeri (turquoise killifish), 875 nucleotides long. The record is from RefSeq and is a predicted model, not a curated record. NCBI's taxonomy places the organism in Eukaryota, Metazoa, Chordata, Actinopteri, Cyprinodontiformes, Nothobranchiidae.
GAACGUUAUGGCAACAUGACCCGGGUGUAUUACAGAGAAGCUGUGGGAGCUCUGGUGGUUUUCGACAUGACGAGGCUGUCCACGUUCCAGGCUGUCCUCAAGUGGAAAGGAGAUCUGGAUUCAAAGGUCACCCUGAGCAAUGGAAGGCCAGUUCCAGCGGUUCUGUUGACCAACAAAUGUGACCAGCGUAGUCAUGGUUUGUGUCCCAAACUUCCCAAAUUGGACAGCUUCUACCAGGAGCACGGGUUUGUUGGCUGCUUCGAAACCUCUGCCAAGGAUGACGCAAACGUUGAUGCCAUCACGUGUUUGGUGAAGACCAUCAUAGCUGCAGAGGAGGAGAAAUCAACGAUUGACACUGCCAGAAGUGACGUUAUUAUUCUCUCUCGCUUCGACUGUGACAAGAAGGAGAAGGGACUGAGUGGGUGUUCAGGAUGCCCCCAAGUAAACCCCAAAACCGAGGAAAUUACUAAAAACAGAUUAUGGAUCUGAUUAUCAGUGGCAGAUUUAGCAAUUUGGGGUCCAAGGCGAACACAGACAUGGGGCCCCUUACACAAAAUUUUUGACAAUCUUAUCUUUAACUGGAUUUGCGAAACUCUCCCCUCUUCUGACAUGAGUUUUUUUCUCUUUUUAUUAGUCCUCCUCUUUUUUCCUGUAUUUCCCGCCCUUUGAGCGCUUUUAAUAUUUGCUCUGCUUUCUUUUUCCUGUCAGGGCUCCUGUGCUUUAGCCUUAGUUUUUUUUUUUCAAUUUUCCAUUUUGGUCUAUGUUUUCCUCCCCUUAACCAUUUUCCAUUGUUUUUCCUUUCUGCUUCCUUUUGAUGUUUACAUCGAAAAACAACGUCACUUUCAGAAGUGAAAAUAAAAGCUUUUAUGAAGCAA